This is a messenger RNA of Suillus subaureus, 429 nucleotides long. RefSeq lists its product as uncharacterized. The record is from RefSeq and is a predicted model, not a curated record. The transcript has 5 exons. NCBI's taxonomy places the organism in Eukaryota, Fungi, Basidiomycota, Agaricomycetes, Boletales, Suillaceae. Bases 1 to 429 code for a protein of 142 amino acids.
AUGAGCUCACAUCAAAUAGUUCGAUUGAAUGAGCAUCCAGUGACUGAAUAUAAUUCAAUGGAUGUGGAUAAUUCAACUGAGUCCCAGAUAUCAACAGAUGAUUUAUACCUUGGGCCAGAUGAUGUCAUAGAUUAUGAUUCUGUCAUCCAGUGGUCUGGAUGUGUUGGCUUCAAUCCCUGGAUCAAAUAUGACUAUCCAUAUCAAUCACUUCCAGCUCAAGCUGAUCAACCAGCUCUGCACAUCAACCUGAACUUGUACCUUGGGCCUGAUGAUGAUCUGAUUGAUUGUGAUGAUGAGCUGGAGUCUGCUAAUGCUGAUAGGGAUGCUCCAGUUGCACCAGAAAUAUCCAUGUCAUUGAAUGAAAAAUCUGCCAAAUGUCAUUCAGCAAAGCUGGAUCUCACUAAUAAAGAACUGUUACAACUGAGCUAA